Plasmodium knowlesi strain H is the source of this 3714-nucleotide messenger RNA. RefSeq names its product ubiquitin carboxyl-terminal hydrolase, putative. Lineage: Eukaryota; Apicomplexa; Aconoidasida; Haemosporida; Plasmodiidae. Bases 1 to 3714 code for a protein of 1237 amino acids. The record is from RefSeq and is a predicted model, not a curated record. The transcript has a single exon. Gene Ontology annotation, biological process: protein deubiquitination. Gene Ontology annotation, molecular function: cysteine-type deubiquitinase activity; cysteine-type endopeptidase activity. Gene Ontology annotation, cellular component: cytosol; nucleus.
AUGAUCCCCCCUUAUGGGAAAAUACACGUUUCUCUGUCAAACGAGUAUGUUGAAUUUUACGAAGAAAAAAGUUUAAAGGACACACACAAAUGUACAGCAAAAGAAAAUGGCAUAAAGGUAUCAUGUGAAGAGGAGGAGUCAACCACCGUUGGGUGCACACGAGAUGACAUAUUUAUGGAUGGACAUACAGAUGAGAAGGAUUCUGGGGAAACGAAUCAUCAGCGUGGAUACCACCAUUCCCUUUUAAGUAAACACCAUUUGAGAGAUGGUAAAGGGGGUGACACAUCACAGGAGUUAACUUCCUCCGGUGUAAGGAACACCGAAGUGGAGAAAGGAAAGCUCCACGUAGAGCCGACAACAGCGUUGCUUGUGCCUCCUGUACAAGACGGAGGAGGUAAGGGAUCCUUGAGAGGAGGUGACGGCGGUGUUGCCAUGGUCGACAGUAUACGUUCUGGUCGUUCCAGCCAUGGCGAAGGCUCCUCGAAUCAAGUAAAAUGCAAAAGCAGGAGGGCACUCCCCUCGACUGUUCGACUAAAAGGAUUCAAGAAAAUUUGUAACAGAACAUUCAAUAAGUAUUACUUUAUCGGAAAGCCUUUUAGGAGGUAUGUGAAAAUUAGAAAAAGUGCUUCACAGGAAAAAGUGAAAAAAAACGCUAGUAGAAAAGUUAGUACAGAUGGGAUAGUUAUAUCGAAGAAAAAAGGAGCACAGGCAUGUCAUGGGCCGGGGGACUUUUCUGUUAAGAGGCAGGACAUGGUAUCCUCGGAGAGCGCCAAGACGGGAAGCGAAGUUACAAUGGGCGAGAAGGCACAUACUGAGGGUAACAUAAUUCCAGUGAAAAAAUGCGUCCAUCAGGUACUGCUGCCCUCCCCAAAGGUUCGCAUUGUAAAUAGAGGGAACGUCAUCCUGUCCAAAAUGACAACAAAGGAAAACAACUCCAAAAAAAAGGUCGAAAAGGUGGAAAAGGUAAAAAAAAUAAAAAUCGUAAAAAAAAUAGUAAAGGAAGGAAAGCCCAUUGAUCUUAAAAGGAAAAACGGAGUUGAUGAGGAUGCAGGUCAGCACAUCGGCGAAGACAAUUGCCAUACGCAUGAAACCUCGACGGUGUCCAUUCAGAAGACUAAAUUCCAUGUGCAUACGGAGAAGUGCGAAACGAUGGGGAAAGGGGUAGUUAACGGAAAAGAAGAAAUUACAAAUGGAAGUUGUUCAUCCAGAAUUGAAGCCAACUCCUUGCUAGAGUACACGGAGGGCAGUCCCAAAAAGAAGAAGAAGAAGAAAAGGAAGAAAAAGAAGAAAAAUAAGGGCACCCCUGAGGGGGGCUGUACCAUCGGCGGUGGGGGACACACCUUUGGUGAAGGAAGCCCAGGUGAUACACAUUUAACGGGGAAAUUCUCGGUGGAAGGUAAACCGAACGGAAAUGCAGCGAUGCGUGAAGAAAAUUUUCCUGAGAGGGUACAGCACAAGAUGCUUGAUUCUUUGCAAAAAACGCAAAUAGAUAGUGGACAACAUAGCAAAGAGGGUGUGACUACGGCAACUCCCAAUGGAGUCACUGUACAUAAUGAAGAGAAGUGGGACAACAAAAGUGUAAGAGAGAUAGCAGAACGAAAAGGCGAGAUGAUAAAGAAAGGGGAGGAGCGAAAUACGUCCGUGGAGGAGCGUGAAGUGGGUUUGAUGGUGGGGCCAACUGGUAGAGAGAAAGAGGGUGGGAAGCGAAAAAAAAAAAAAAAAAAAAGUGAAAGUGAAAGUGUCAGUGUUAGUCCCAUUGGCAAUGGCAAUGACAAUGGCAAUGGCUAUGGCAGUGGCAACCGGAGUGAGGACGGCGGAGCAGGAAGGCAGAAGGAACUCAAACCAGGUGAACUGAACAUGAGCGAAUAUCUAAUACUUAAGGAAAUAAAAAUCAAGCAGAGCAACGAAGUGGUACAGUUAAACUUGGAUUCGUCCUUCUUUGUAUCGAAAGGGGCAGGCUUGUAUAACUAUGGACAGAAUAUCUGCUUCUUUAACAGCAUAAUUCAGACCAUUGUGAGAAUCCCCUACAUUUGCAAAGAUCUAUUAAACAAAUUGCAUUCCUUAAAUUGUGAAAAAAAAAAAGUCAGCGUCUUUUGCUUCUAUUGCUUAUUCGAACAAUUCGCCUGCAAUAUUAUAUCAAAAAAAUGCGGAAUAAAAAAUAUGCUCAUCCCUUAUAUAAAAAAGUACAUAUGUAAUAACUACAUUGUUGGUUAUCAGGAAGAUGUUCAUGAAUACUUGCGUUACUUCCUUUGCUCCCUGGAAAGGUCUUCCUUCUCCUCUUCCAUAUAUAUACAGAAAAUGUUCACAGGGGUAACAAAGAACAUAACGAUAUGCACAAAAUGCAACAAUGUGUCAUUAAAAUAUGAACAGUAUUAUGAGCUUUCCUUGGAUAUCAGUUCAUCCAACAAUUUAGAAGAGGCACUUAAGAAAUAUCUAUCGAAAGAAACCCUGAUGGGUGAUAAUGGCUACUAUUGUGAUAACUGCAGAAAAAAAAAAAAGGCCACGAAACAAUGUGUUAUUAAUAAACUCCCAAGAGUACUGACGAUACAAAUUAAAAGAUUUUUUAUGAAUUCUAAAUUUAACGUUGUAAAAAACCACAAGCAUAUUUCCUAUCCUUUGUAUCUGGACAUGAAGGGCUAUGUUAACAACUACGAUUUGUUUCAAAAUGAUUUCAAUAAUAAUGUGAUAUCGCUGUACGAGAAGGUUAACUCUUCCACAGGGGGAAUUAGUCACCAAGGAAGCGGCGUAGCGAGUGACACACGAAAUGGUGCAGGAAGUGACCAGCGAAACGGUGCAGGAAGUGACCAGCGAAACGGUGCAGGAAGUGACCAGCGAAACGGUGUAGGAAGUGACCAGCGAAAUGGCGCAUCCAGUAACAUGCAUGGUGAUAACCAAAGUGCCCCCCAGGGAGGGCGUCCCAAUCCACACGUUCUCAACCAAAUCGCGCACAUCUUCGCCGAACUCAAGAGGGAAGUGUGCAAAAGGAAAAUAAAAAAUCAGCUCACCUCUUCCGAUCUCCGAAGCAUCAUCAUGGAAACAAAAAAACGAAUCAUAAAAGAAUUGAACAAAAUAAAAUUCUCCAAAUUUUACAACGACAUUCUUUUGAGCAUAUCCAAGGAUAUCGACACGCUGUAUUGUCACAUGCGGGCCAACGCAAAUAGCAAGCACUUUAGUUUGAAGGGUGCCCUCUUCAACUUCAAGGUGGAAUACCUCAGUGGGCAGGAACGACACCUACCAUCUCACAGCGAAUCAUGUACCACUGAAAAUGGCAACCGAAGCGAAACAAACAGGUUUGGCGAAAGAAGAGAGCACUCAGCGCGCGAAGCACACAAUGGAAAGAAUCACUCCAAUCAAAGGAACGCAAGUUAUUUCUCAUACGAAUUAACAGGGCUAAUUAAGCACAUCGGCUCUGGAACAGAAUAUGGACACUACGUAGCGCUGACCAAGUCGAACAACAACAUUUACCUGCUCUGUGAUGACAAUAACAUUUCAUACAUCAACAAGAAGGACAUUCUAAACUGUGUAAAGAAUGCAUACGUUUUUAUAUACACGUGUAUCCAUCCGCGUUUUAUCGAUUUCUAUAAUAAGUAUGUAGAUGUCUUGGAAAAAAAAAAGUUUAACAUCAACUUGCCAGUAUUUGAAAAGCGAGUCGAAUUUAAGGAGCGCAUAACGAUGCCCAAGCAGAAGUUCAUCAGUAGGUCGCUUCAUUUUUGA